AUGGAUCUGGCGCAAUCAUUUGUGACCAGCUACCCUCCUCGGGUUCGACAAUACGCCAACACUCUCCUCCAGCCCGUCCUUCAAACCCAGAAUGUCGCCCCAGGAGGACGCACCACUAAACGGGGCACCACGAUAAUCAAUUAUGCCGACGAUGCAUACGAUGAAGAUGACUUUGAAGACAGCGAGGGCCCAGGUCGGCGUCUAACGGGCCUGCGUUCCCUGCGACGAGAAGACCUCGAGAAGAAAGAACCACAACAAGUCAGGCUAGGGAAAGAGUUAUAUAGACCUGUCGAUCUCCAACCGAUCUACAGGGAUUGGAUCGUCAGGCGCACAGUUAGACCAACCACGGACGCUCAAGCGCAUAUCCAAGCACAACUUCCCUUGACGCUCAUACCCAUCAGAAUAGACCUUGAUGUCCCGCCGCAUCAGCCAGAUACACCGUAUCCUAUUCCACGCGUGAUGGACCCAAUCAUAGCGAACUCGACACUUUACAAACGACCGGACAUGCUACCGGGAUACAAGAUUCGAGAUAUCUUUCUAUGGAAUCUCCAUGAGAACUUGCUCACACCUGACGAUUUUGCCAUAUCUUUCGUGAGGGAUCUCGAUUUACCGAACCAGACGGCGCUCGCUAUGAGCGUGAGCCAGCAGAUCCGGAAUCAACUCGAAGACUACGCCGGUGUCGCCAUGCAUCCGUUGUUCCAUACUCAGCCAAAACGGCAGGGCCAAAUCGCAGAGACUACCAAUGCUCCCACGCCGUCGGUCAUGCAGAAUGGAAGCUCUCGAGACGGAACCCCCAGGCUUGUCGGAGCCUCAAUAUCCCGACCAGCAUCAACGGCCCCGGGGACGCCUGCACCACAAACACCUAGACCCUCCCUUCUUCCUAAUGGAGCAACAAUUGCGGCGGUCGCGUCACCUGUGGCUGCCCCAGACCUUGCAGCGGAGCAACCUGCAGAACCAUAUGAUCCAUAUCUCAACCCUGACGAUACGUACCGUUGUAUCAUCUCAUUAUCCAUCUACCUGUCGUCAAAGCUCUAUCAGGAUAAAUUUGAGUGGUCACUACUACACCCUCCGGGAGCUGCAGAAGCCUUCGCCAAACAAACUUGCGCAGACAUGGGGCUGGGUGGCGAAUGGGUCAUGGCUAUCACCCAUGCAAUCUAUGAGGCUGUCUUGAGGCUGAAGAAAGAGGCGUGCGAGGGCGGAAUGCUCAUGCUCGGUGGCGGGACUUGGGGUGGAGGAGAGAUUGACAAUCAAGCCAUGCGACCAGAAGAAGGGGCAGGGUGGAGAUAUGACAUCGAUGACUUUGGGGCGGAGUGGGAGCCAAAGUUCGAAGCCCUGAGUAAGGAAGAGAUUGAGAAGCGCGAGGGCGAUCGAGAACGACAACUUCGGCGAUUGAGGAGAGAAACAGCCAAAUUCAGUUCAACAUCUGGAAUGGUCCUAUCUGCUAGAGAGCAAGAAGCUCAGUUGCGUGGAAGCUACUUUGAUUACACUGGAGUCGGUAUUGGCGGAGACGAAACCCCAUUGAUGGGCCGUGGAGAGCGGAGUAAGAAGAAACGAAGAUUCCGAUCACUAAGUCCUGUUGCAAAAGCGCAAACUCCGGAAGGUGGCAGUUCGGCCGGCGCAGGCUGGGGUGGCGAAGGAAAUCGUCUGCAAGAAUAUGAGAGACAGAACUGGAGGUGUAAGCACUGUCUGAUAUGGGGUAAUGCCGUCUGGGCUGUGCGAGAUGGGCCACUUGGACCAAGGACACUCUGCAAUAAUUGCGGCUUGAUUUACGAACGGGACAAGAGACUUCCAGUGUGGUCACGAGACCUGCACAGAAUUGCACAACCGUUGGGCAGAUGA
Messenger RNA from Exophiala aquamarina CBS 119918, 1839 nucleotides. RefSeq lists its product as uncharacterized. The record is from RefSeq and is a predicted model, not a curated record. The coding region runs from base 1 to 1839 and encodes 612 amino acids. Lineage: Eukaryota; Fungi; Ascomycota; Eurotiomycetes; Chaetothyriales; Herpotrichiellaceae. Gene Ontology annotation, molecular function: zinc ion binding; transcription coregulator activity. Gene Ontology annotation, biological process: regulation of transcription by RNA polymerase II; chromatin remodeling. The transcript is spliced from 3 exons. Gene Ontology annotation, cellular component: nucleus; RSC-type complex; nuclear chromosome.